UGAUUGUGGUUUUGUGUAUUUGCUGUAAUUCAUUCCUAUUGUCCUAUUUCUAACUACCUACGAGUUCGUGUUUGUUGUUUUUUUUUUAUCACUUCUGCCGUACCUAUAUAUUAUAUUACGAUAAAUACUUGUAUAAAUUGAAUAAGAUUUAUGUUGUGUGGGCGAAAAACUUGUCGUUUUUGAGAACCCAUACAGCAAAACUGGCGGUAAUGGCCAACCCACGAUUCACCUUGUCGUGGGACGCUUUCCAGAAUAACAUUUGUAAUGGCUUAGGAGCUUUGCAGCAGAAUGAAGAGUUUGUGGAUAUGACUUUAGCUGCGGAUGGGCAUUUUGUAAAAUGUCAUCAGAUAGUCAUGUCCCUGGCGAGCCCGUACAUUAAGGAUCUGAUAAAGUCAGUACAUGGUCAAAACCCAGUGAUAUUUUUAAAUAAAAUCUCAGCGCACACGCUAUGUUCAAUAUUGGAGUAUAUUUAUACCGGCCAAGCAGUCGUGUCCAGGGAACAUAUAGAUGAACUCAUUGAAGCGGCCCAAGCUCUACAUAUUAAUGGCUUAAAAGACAUGAAUUAUAAAACAUUUCUCACUGACGCUAAUAAUCCAUCUGGCUACGUAAGCACUACACAGAACAUGAGUGAAACAUAUGAAAAAGAGGAGCCAUUGAAUUCGGAUCACGAAACAUUUCACAAUUCAAUAGAAUUCUGUGACGCAGGCAGCCCAGAAACGACAGAUAAAGUAAUAAACAGCGACACUAUGGACAGUAACAGAAGGGGAGAACAAAAGCAGAAAUUGGCAGUUAAAAAAAAUCUAACAAAACCUUUGGAUAUACCGAAGUCCAUACAGAUUCAGUACAGCGUCUCUAACCAAGGGAACCUGCAAAUUAUACUGAAUAGAUAUAUUUACUGUUUGAGAUACAAAGGCAAAGAUGGCUAUAGACAAUGGCGUUGUAUAGACUGUAAUGGCACUAAGAAAUGCAGGGCGGUCGUGUGUACCAAAGAUGAUGUAGUUUUGAAAAGGACUUCAGUGCAUAUACAUCCAUUCCACGACAAGCAAAUUGCCAAAAAAGUGCGUAACAAUGCAAUAUUUUCAAUGAUAUCAGAGGCGGCAGAAUGCGGCGAUAUUAAAAAGAAAAAUAAGUCAUCGGCAUCUAUUUUGAAUGAAUGAGGUAUCUUGAAUGAAUAAA
This is a messenger RNA of Amyelois transitella, 1176 nucleotides long. RefSeq names its product longitudinals lacking protein, isoforms H/M/V. Lineage: Eukaryota; Metazoa; Arthropoda; Insecta; Lepidoptera; Pyralidae. The coding region runs from base 210 to 1157 and encodes 315 amino acids. The transcript is spliced from 7 exons. Gene Ontology annotation, biological process: regulation of transcription by RNA polymerase II. The record is from RefSeq and is a predicted model, not a curated record. Gene Ontology annotation, cellular component: nucleus. Gene Ontology annotation, molecular function: protein binding.